AUGGACGUGGACGAUCUUGUAAACUCUCUGCAUCCUUCACCAUCCACCGUGCAGUCCCCGGCGCUUCCAUGGGAGGUCAUCGAGAGGGCCAUCAAUCUCUGCGCAGGCGACAACGCCACGCUGCGCACUAUUGCUCUCACCUGCAGCCAGCUCCAUCCUCGUAGCCUCUUUGUUCUAUUCACCAAUGUCGACAUACAGAGCAAGGAAAAACUCAUACAGUUCUACGAUGCUGUCCAAGCCCGGUCACACCUCCAGCCCGUCGUGCGUUCCCUGUCGUUUCCGUGGGGCGAUUUUCCGUCCCCUCUACUGUCCAUCCUCCCCAGUCUCCGUCGUGUCACGUUCGAUAGGAUCUCGAUGUUGAUAGAGGACAAUAACCAACUCCCUCAGUCCACCCUAUCGCCCGGCGGGCAAUUCGCAACCAGUCUUCGGAGCCUGACUAUCCGCCCUGCUAGUUUCCAAAUGGAAGCGAUCUUCCUUCGCUUCCUUUCAGCCUUCCGCACAUCGAAAGCCUUACCUGCGAGCGUCUCUCAUUAUACGAACAUAUUCCUCUGGAGGAACACGAUUUGUCCCGUCGAGUACCGCCGCAAAUACUUAAUGUCACGGUGA
This is a messenger RNA of Dichomitus squalens LYAD-421 SS1, 606 nucleotides long. RefSeq lists its product as uncharacterized. NCBI's taxonomy places the organism in Eukaryota, Fungi, Basidiomycota, Agaricomycetes, Polyporales, Polyporaceae. Bases 1 to 606 code for a protein of 201 amino acids. The transcript has a single exon. The record is from RefSeq and is a predicted model, not a curated record.